CCCAUCUCCAAUUUCAGAUCAUCACACUUGCCUUUUUCCCAUUUCGUCAAUCGCGGCAUUCAAUCAAAAGCAACCUUUGUUUAGUUACAUGGAAAUCGGGUCUUUCACAUUUCUUUCUCCUGAAGAUUUUUCUUUUAACAACAACUACAACAGCGAUUUCUCUUGGUUUCUGGAUAUGGAAACUGGGUUCAACGGAAACACCAAGAAGAGGAGUAGAAAGGACUUUGAGGAAUCUCUUGUCAGCGAAAAGAGUGGGUUUGGUGAUAUACUUUCCUCGAUUUUGAUGUUGGAUGAGGAAGCAAAGCAAGAGCAGUAUCAAUGGGUGACUAACUCUGAUCAAGAUAGAGCUUUCUUCCAAGCCAAUUACAAUGGAAAUGUUCAGGAAAUGAAUGGGUAUUUUGAAAACCAGUUUUCUGAAAUGAACCAGUUGGAUAAUUCCAGUAACAAACGCGCCCGCAAAUCUGGUUCACCCGCUGCGGCUGCGACGGUUUCAGCCGGGUCCGAUAAUGUGGGUCCAUCGCAAUCGGGCAGCGGAUCCGGACAGCAAAGGCGGUUAUGGGUUAAAGACCGAUCCAAGGACUGGUGGACUAAGUGUAACCACCCAGAUUUCCCCGAUGAGGAGUUUAAACGCGCUUUCCGUAUGAGCAAAGCCACAUUCAAUAUGGUCUGCGAGGAGCUCGAACCUGCAGUUAUGAAAAAGAACACUAUGCUUCGAGAUGCGAUCCCAGUUCGUCAGCGCGUGGCGGUUUGUAUUUGGAGGUUGGCCACGGGUGAACCGCUUCGGAUGGUAUCGAAGCGCUUCGGGUUGGGGAUUUCAACUUGUCAUAAGCUGGUUCUAGAGGUUUGUGCCGCAAUUAAAACUGUUUUAAUGCCCAAAUUCGUUCAAUGGCCUGACGAAAGCAAAAUGAAGAGUAUCAAACAAGCAUUCGAGUCCGCCGCUGGGAUCCCCAACGUGGGCGGUUCAAUGUACACUACUCACGUUCCCAUCAUUGCACCAAAAGUCAGCGUCGCAGCGUAUUUCAACAAAAAACACACGGAGAGGAACCAGAAAAAUUCAUAUUCCAUUACCCUUCAAGGCGUUGUCGACCAAACCGGAGCUUUCACCGACAUAUGUAUUGGGUGGCCCGGUUCGAUGUCCGAUGAUCAAAUUUUAGAGAAAUCAGCGUUUCACCAAAGAGCCACAAGGGGACAUUUGAAGGACGUUUGCGUCGUAGGCAACAAAGGGUACCCAUUAAUGGACUGGGUUUUGGUUCCUUACAGCCACCAAAACCUCACUUGGGCUCAACAUGCUUUCAAUGAGAAAAUCGGGGAGAUUGAAAAGGUGGCCAAGGAGGCAUUCGCGAGGCUGAAAGGGCGGUGGUCGUGUUUACAAAAGAGAACCGAGGUUAAGCUUCAAGAGUUGCCGAUCGUGCUUGGAGCUUGCUGCGUUUUGCAUAAUAUCUGUGAGAUGAGAAAUGAGGUGAUGGAUCCGGAGCUUAAAUUCGAGCUUUUCGACGAUGAGGUCAUCCCUGAUAAUAAUAUAAGGUCCAUGGCUUCCGCACAAGCUAGAGAUCACAUCGCUCACAAUUUGUUGCACCAUGGGCUUGGCGGCCGUGGUACAUCUUCCACUGCUUUUCUAUAGUAUUGAUUUAGGAAUCUUUUCUGUAGUUUGCUUGUUAUUCUUUUGGGGUAUGGCAAUAAAGAUUAUUCCUGAUUUAAUUUCCAU
This is a messenger RNA of Gossypium raimondii (Peruvian cotton), 1705 nucleotides long. Its product is annotated as protein ALP1-like. The coding region runs from base 89 to 1621 and encodes 510 amino acids. Lineage: Eukaryota; Viridiplantae; Streptophyta; Magnoliopsida; Malvales; Malvaceae. The record is from RefSeq and is a predicted model, not a curated record. The transcript has a single exon.